GGUCGCUGGCUUUUGGUUUAGCCUCAUUUUAAGCGCAUCAUUCCUCUCAUUGACUCUACAGCUGUUUUAAUUUUUUCAAGUGACAAUUAUCAGUUUUUUUUCUCAAUGGAAUUUCUUCUUGAAACUUAUAGAUCCUACUUUUCCAGUAAUACAAGAUAAGUGUGUCAACAAGGCAAGUGUUAGCCAAGUGAACCCGUUUCUCCGGUGUUUCUGGAUUUGGGGUGUCUAUUUUGGUUUCAGUCUUGACUGACUUCUGUCGACCCGUUUUAUACAGAGAAAUUAUUACUGUUUACUUUCCAAUAGUGGGUUAAUUCUGGCUGUGGGCAAUAUCUCCAGCAGAGGCGCUGAGAGCAGCCGAAGCUCGAGCAUAAUUUUUGCUGUCCUAUUUUUUGAGCGUGCUGCUGCUGACCGGCACGAGUUUCCGAGAGCGUUACGCAUUGAGUCUACAAGUUUCAGCGGUUGCCUGUGUGAUUUUCUUACGGGUCUACCUCGAGAUUCCCCACAUAUGCCCGCUGCUGUGUGUUGUUUUCCGUUGGUCAUCUUGUUUUGAGUAAAACGGAGCCCUACUCUGUGUGACGUCAGUGGCUUAAACCUAAUUGAAAACAUUCCGUUAGUGCUGCCCGUGUGUCGCGCACUGUCCGAAAUGAAUGAAACUCAGACAAUGAACGUCGUCGCCAGUUGCAUACUGGUGGCGACGUUAUCCUACUGGUUCAGCCCGGAUGCCCUAACCAAAUUGCGGGACUACAUUGCAGGCACGUUCGGUAGCGCUGACAUGCCGGAGCCAGGGACCCCGCGACGGAGUCCUCAAGGUAUCCCCUACGACGAACUGCAGCACAUAGUCAACGCCGACGGAGAACAUUUAUUCUGUCGUUACUGGGAGCCCGAUGUUCCUGCAAGGGCGCUGGUGUACGUGGCCCAUGGAGCCGGCGAGCACAGUGGGGCCUACAACGACGUGGCCCAGAGGCUCACCCCGCACGCUCUGCUGCUCUUCGCCCAUGACCACGUGGGCCACGGGCAGAGUGAGGGAGAGCGUUUGACUGUUAAAGACUUUCAGAUUUUCAUCAGAGACUCUCUGCAGCACAUUGACAUCAUGAGGCAACGCCAUCCCAGCUUGCCUGUCUUCAUCCUUGGCCACUCUAUGGGUGGUGCUAUCUCCAUCCUCACUGCGUGUGAGAGGCCGCAGGAAUUUGCUGGAGUUGUUCUUAUUGCUCCUAUGGUGCAGAUGAACCCCGAGUCAGCCACUCCUUUCAAGGUGUUUCUGGCCAAGAUGCUGAAUCACAUGAUGCCUAAUCUCUCCCUGGGCUCCAUUCAGUCCAAAUGGGUCUCCCGGGACCCCAAGCAGGUGGAGGCGUACGACUCUGACGAGCUGAACUACCACGGAGGCAUGCGGGUCUCCUUUGGAAUGCAGCUCAUGGAGGCUGCCAACCGCAUUCAGCGCAACAUUCCGGACAUCACGUGGCCCUUCCUGCUUCUCCAUGGCGACGCCGACAAGCUGUGUGACAUCAGGGGCUCCCAGCUCAUGCACAGCCAGGCCAAGAGCUCCGACAAGACACUGAAGAUAUACGAAGGAGCCUACCACGCCCUCCACCACGACCUCCCUGACACGGCGGAGGCCACGAUGAAGGAGCUGACCAGCUGGAUACUAGAGCGCUUGACCUCCUCCGCUCCUGCUACCCAAUCAGAAUCAGUGAAGCAGUAAAAACGCUGUUAGCCCUCAGUUUACCCUGCAGCACUGUAUCAGUGGGCCAAAAAAUCUCUUUAUGUCCCAGCCACAGACUCUCUCUCUGUGUCUCUCUGUCUCUCUGUCUCUCUCUCUCUCUCUCUCUCUCUCUCUCUCUCUCUCUCUCUCUCUCUCUCUCUCUCUCUCUCUCUCUCUCUCUCUCUCUCUCUCGCACACACACACAACACACACACACACACCCUAUACAUCUAUACAUCCCAUUUUGUUCCACAGAAGCUCAAUGAAGGUCAGCGGGUCAUUCAGAACAUGCCAGUGUGACCUUCGACCCCUUGUAGUAUAUGUUGAGCUGCUUGUCUCAGCAUGAGGACAGGGAUUUGAGUGUGUGUGUGUGUGUGUGUGCGCGUGCGUGUGCGUGCGUGCGUGUGUGUGUGUGUGUGUGUGAAUAUGUGUGUGUCUGAGGGAGAGAGUGUUGUGUUGUGUUGUGGUGUAGUGUGUUGUGAUGUGACGGGAUGUGUGCUUCAAAAGACAGCAGCACAGCGGGCCAUGUCUAACAUGUCCACCGUGGUAAUUGGCCAGGCGACCAUAAUGAGCCAAGUCAGCGCAGAACAGCGCACCCCAUUGUGUGUUGCUGCGGUAACAGCUGCCUUUUUGUCUCUCAGGAGGAGGAAGUGCAUUGUCGCUGUCUGUGUGUGGCACUGCUGCCCCUAGAGGCUACAGGCAGUGUUGCAUGCAGCUUAAAACGGUUGCCACAGCAACUACAGCAUGGAGGAAAGUGAAUGGGGUUCCAUUAGCUGUCUCAAAAAGAGGCUGAACAGUGUGUGCCUAGUUCAUAAGCUUUCCCCCUGUCGCAAACAACCCCCCAUUCACCUUAAAUGGAAACACACUGAAGCACUAUUUUGAUAGCACCACGCUUGUGUUAAGCAUGCACUUAAAUAAUUGUCAUUGGCCUAUAAGCAGCUACAACACAUCCCUUGUUACACACCCAGCACUCGAACUGAGAGGAUUUUCCACUUGGCUCCCCCGAUGAUGAAGGAUGAUGGCGUGGCCGCCGUGUUAAGAUAGAAGUACAUGACUGUUCAGUGCUGUUCUUGUUAUGAGCAAUAUAGGUGCACUGUAAUGACAGACUGUGACACACGACUGUUCCCAGAACUGUGAACUACUACUACUAAAGUCCUAUUCCCAUCACCAGCUGAGAGGAAGGCUAAUAGACUGUUGGGGAUAGACUGUCUUUUAUCAAUGGAGGUUUGUAUGUGGUGCGUGCGUGUGUGUGUGUGUGUGUGUGUGUGUGUGUGUGUGUGUGUGUGUGUGUGUGUGUGUGUGUGUGUGUGUGUGUGUGUGUGUGUGUGUGUGUGUGUGUGUGUGUGUGUGUGUGUGUUUAAGGGUGAGAACAGUGUAAGCUCUUCCAAGCAUAUGGAUACAGGGAAACGUGUAAAAUGUUAACAAACUAUCUUAUUAACUGCCAGAAGUGUGAAUAAUCAGGAAUCACCAAUAUUAUCAUACCGCAGCAAUAGAUUUCAGUUCAAAUGAUCAGGGCUGCAGUGGCCCAAUCAGAGCUUUGUAUCAGUAAUCAAUAGAAGGGUCCACAUGUGUACCAGCUUAAAACACACACAGCCUUCAUUCGUACACACACACACACACACACACACACACACACACACACACACACACACACACACACACACACACACACACACACACACACACACACACACACACACACACUCUUAGAAGGCAAUUUACUCAUUGUCAAAUAGAUGCGAUGGCUUUUAUACUACUGUGGCAUUGAAUUUUCCUCUUAACUGACAAAAAAGGAUUCCUUGUUAAAAUACCAUUUGCUACCUUUUUUAAUCUUUGACUUUGUCAUCUAUAUCCCAUCAUGUGAUAUUGGAUUUAAUGUGUGGCAUGGUGAGUUCAUGGUUUCUGAAGUAUAUUUUUAGAUAUUAUUUGCACAAUAGUAACGGACAUUCAGACAUCUCGUGAAGAGACUGAACUGAAAAUGGCGACGUCACUAUGGACUUGUACAAUUAGGUUUUUACAUGUGAAUAACACUUAAAUGUUGCAUGUUUUAAUGUCUCUCUGUCUGUAGGCUACUGCACCUAGCAUCGUGACCUCCACACAUAGCCCUUUUCUUGUGUUUUGUUUCCUAAGCUCAGUAUGAUUCCCAAAAUGCAUUGCUGCAAGGGGUGUUGGCUCGAGCUUGCGUCUGGACUGCGUAGGUAGGCCUUGACUGUGCAUCAGUCAUUGGGUUACAAUAAAAACCUUUUGGCAACAGCUUGUUAGCUUAGUAGCUCUUUGGUCAAGUAAAGAAUAAGGAGGUUCACUAUGAUGGUUGGAGGUGUUAUAAUGAAUUCAUUUUUUUAUAUAUUUGUUCAGAGACAACACAGUACAGUAACUGCUGCUGUGGAAUGAUUUCCUAACUGUGCAGCAAUGAAGUCUCGUUUAAUUAUCCUUCAUUCCAUUGCUGCACUUUAUCUUUAACAGCUGUUUGUUUCUCCCUGUGUCCAUUAAGGGUUGUUGUUUCUAUCUAUCUAUGGUCAGUCCCGUCUUCUUCUGGUGUAUAGUUAUUAUCAACCAUACAAACCUAGCCAGGCCACGGCCUCCUACUGACGCAACACCUUCGGCGUUGCUUCUAGUCCGGCCAAGAGCAAUGUAGAAAUCUUUUCUGAUCUCCAGAAAAAUCGGGACCCACUUUGUCGCAAAAUCCACCCACUUUGUCGCAAACCAGUCAAACAGUAGCAAACCUAGGGAGGCCGGUCAACCAUGCUUUUUGGGAAACGUUAAUUGAUAUGCUCUUGGUCUCGAAGAGAUUUGAAAGUCGAAGAUAAUCAGGCUAACACUGACCCACAAUUUUCCUCAAAGUUCUUUCUGUUUCUCAACUGUUAGUUAGACACUUAGUUUUUCUAUAUUAUGCCCCUACUCUUCAGACACCUGUGUGUGUGUGUGUGUGUGUGUGUGUGUGUGUGUGUGUGUGUGUGUGUGUGUGUGUGUGUGUGUGUGUGUGUGUGUGUGUGUGUGUGUGUGUGUGUAUGUCUGUGUGUGCAUGCGUGCGUGAGUGUGUGUGCGUGCGCAUGGACUAAUAAAGUGUGUGCACACGUAAGGAUACAUAGUAUGUGUAUAUACAGAAAAAAUAUAUAUAAUAGACAUUAUUUUAUUUUAUUUUAUUCGGCUGUGACGUUGCAAAUCUGAAUGUAUUUAUUGUGGUCAGUUUUUAGAGUGUGGGCACAUUGAUGGAGAGUAUGAUUUUUGAGGGAACUCAAAGGCCUUAGGAAGGAAGUGAGUAUUAAACUCUAACAAGAUAUGGCAGGCGCAUGGAACUGAACCCUGAUCUGAACUACCAGUGUUUUACCAUUGGCAGCUGUCAGGCUGUGAAAUUAUAUAUAUAUAAAAAAGUGAAGAACGUGAAUGGCCAGUGGUAUUGCCUUGCCCGGAUACACACGCUUACAAUAACAACACGCACAGCUCAGGCAAUAUGAACUGUUACGCAGCUCACAAAUAAUUGUAUCCAAGAAGCACAUACGGUUAUUAAAGCAAAUAGAAACAUUUUAUUAGCAGUCUUGGUGUUGAGAGUUACACAACCCUGUUACAGACCUUCUAAAAUCAGGGCAAUGGCUCAAUCUGUUAUCUGUACUUUGAGUCCCAGUACAUUGCCAGUUAAAAGUUGUUAAACUUUGUUGACUGUGCUUAACACUGUCCCAGUAUAGCUAUAAUAACUUCACUCACUGUACUUCGAAUUUGAAUUAGUGAAACUGUAUUCAGGUGAGAGAUGACAUUUGAGAUUCUUAGGCAAUUCCAGUCCUCAAUAACCUUCAUUGGCCACAGAGCUGUAUAAAGGCCAGCUGACCCUAUUUUUAUUUCAUUGCUGGCCCUGUCUUUAAGAAAAUGUCAAUAUGUACAACUUGCAGGUAGUUUGUCAAUAUGGACUAGUUUGUGUAGUAGUUUGGAACUACACAAUGCAUCAUUUUCCUGUGACAUUGUCAUUAUUAUUUUUAUGUUUGUUUUAAUAUAUUUUGGACGCAAAUUAUAUUGUAAAUUAUAUUUUAAAUUACUGUGUGAUUCAACUGUGUUUUGGUUCACUCUGGCUCUCUUGAGGGAGGAAUUUCUAUACAUUUUUUUACUAUUACAUUUUUGAAACCUCUGGCACAAAUAAAUAGUUGCAAACAAUCAGAUCCACAUGUCAUUACCAGUAAUACUGAAGGCAUUAUCCUAAACUCUUGGCUGGCAGUACAUGCAUGUAGACCGUGUGCUAUGUAAUGUUUCCAAAAUGUAUUGGAUGUGCAUCAUAAUGAAUGUCUAAUAUUAUAUUGUGCAUCUGAUGGAAUUGCUUACUUGCCAGACAUACUGCAUAUUUCUAAUAAAUAAUGACUGUUAACCCA
This is a messenger RNA of Engraulis encrasicolus (European anchovy), 6054 nucleotides long. It is a transcript of the gene mgll, whose product is annotated as monoglyceride lipase. Gene Ontology annotation, molecular function: monoacylglycerol lipase activity. Bases 644 to 1699 code for a protein of 351 amino acids. The transcript has 7 exons. Gene Ontology annotation, cellular component: membrane. The record is from RefSeq and is a predicted model, not a curated record. Lineage: Eukaryota; Metazoa; Chordata; Actinopteri; Clupeiformes; Engraulidae.